This is a messenger RNA of Xyrauchen texanus (razorback sucker), 1128 nucleotides long. RefSeq names its product nucleotide binding protein 2 (MinD homolog, E. coli) (gene nubp2). Gene Ontology annotation, molecular function: 4 iron, 4 sulfur cluster binding; ATP binding; ATP-dependent FeS chaperone activity. The transcript has 7 exons. Gene Ontology annotation, cellular component: cytosol. Bases 23 to 826 code for a protein of 267 amino acids. The record is from RefSeq and is a predicted model, not a curated record. NCBI's taxonomy places the organism in Eukaryota, Metazoa, Chordata, Actinopteri, Cypriniformes, Catostomidae. Gene Ontology annotation, biological process: iron-sulfur cluster assembly.
GCGGAAGUAAAACUAGAGCAACAUGGAGCGCAGCGAGCCAGGGAAUCUGGAUCAGGUGAAGCACGUGGUUCUGGUUCUGUCUGGUAAAGGUGGAGUGGGCAAAAGCACCAUCACUACUGAACUUGCCCUGGCACUCAAACAUAAGGGCAAGAAGGUUGGUAUUCUGGAUGUGGAUCUGUGUGGGCCCAGCAUUCCUCGGAUGCUACAUGUGGGAAAGCCGGAGGUGCAUCAGUGUGAUGCUGGGUGGGUGCCGGUGUAUGCAGACCCCCAACAGCAGCUUGCGCUCAUGUCCAUCGGCUUCCUGAUGGAGGAUCCCGAUGAAGCCGUCGUGUGGAGGGGACCUAAAAAGACAGCUCUGAUUGGUCAGUUUGUCAGUGAUGUGGCAUGGGGUGAACUUGACGUUCUGUUAGUGGACACGCCCCCGGGGACAUCAGAUGAACACCUGGCUGUGCUGGAAAACCUGCGCAAACACAGAGUGGACGGGGCUGUGCUGGUCACAACACCACAGGCAGUCUCUACAGGUGAUGUCAGGCGUGAGAUCACCUUCUGUAAGAAAACAGCUGUGAAGAUUCUUGGCAUCGUGGAGAACAUGAGUGGCUUUGUGUGUCCACAUUGUUCAGAGUGCAGUAACAUUUUCUCCAAAGGUGGCGGUGAGGAAUUAGCCAAGCUCACAGGAUCUGUGUUUCUAGGCUCUGUACCGCUGGACCCUCUCUUGACAGCGAGUCUCGAUGAGGGGCGGGACUUCAUGCAGGCGUUUCCCGAGAGCAGCACUUACACAGCCAUCAGUGACAUAGCAAACACUCUCCUCAGCAGCCUAGAAGCCUGAAACAGCAGCACACAUACAAGACAACACCAGAGUCUGAAACAGUGCUUUACAUUCAUAUAUCUUCUUCCAUCAUCUCAUUCAAGAUCAAAGAUGGGAUGUUCAGUGAACCCAGCCGUCUUGCUUAAUCAUGCAAAAUCUUUUUUCAAUUCAAGACACUGGAGUGUCAUGCAGAGCUACUCGGUAUGAAGUCUUUGUCAAUUUUAUAAUUUUUUUGUGUGUGCGUGAAAUCUGGAGAAUGUUAUUUAAUGACAAUACAAUAGUUUAAUACUGGUGCAACUUUCAGUAAUAAAAAAUAAACACUU